CUACAGUCACACGUGGUACGGUUGCCUAGGCUUCAUUUUGGCUCAUAUCACCCCUCAUAGCGCACAUUUUCAGGUGACGGCUAUGCAAAAAGUCUACAGCUUGGUGCACGCGAAGGAACUGCGCAGGCAACCAGCCGUUUUAUGACAGCAAUUGCUACACUAGUUUGUAAAGAUAAAAUGACCAACUGAUAUACCAAAUGGUUUCUUCAGCUGCACAAAUAAUUCCCUCUUCCUCAAAAUACCGAAUAGUUGGCAGCAACACUAAUUCUGUAGCUAACUAGCUACUACCACGUUCUAACUAAUUUGUUGCACGUUUUCAUUAUUUAUCGGAAUGUCGGACACUUUAGGGGACGGAAAGUUGGAGCUGAAACAAGCCAGCAAAGAAGUAAAGGAGAGCGAGAACGUGGCGGAAAAAUACACAGCCAUGACAGUGAGCAAGAACAGCGAAAUUGUCAUGGGUGAACUGUCAGUGUCGUCCGCUGCGUUUAGUGCGGUCCCUGCUCACAAACCUGUCAAAAAGCAAAUCCAGUUUGUGGAAGACAAGCAAGAGUUCAGCAGGUUUCCUACCAAGGCAGGACGACGCUCCCUGUCUCGAUCGAUCUCUCAGUCAUCCACCGACAGCUACAGUUCAGCUGCAUCCUACACGGACAGCUCUGACGAUGAAACUUCACCACGGGACAAAACACAGCUCAAUUCCAAGGGCACCAACGACUUCUGUGUGAAGAACAUCAAACAGGCCGAAUUUGGUCGCCGCGAGAUUGAGAUUGCAGAACAAGAUAUGUCAGCAUUAAUCUCGCUCAGGAAGAGAGCCCAGGGAGAGAAGCCACUUGCUGGGGCUAAAAUCGUUGGCUGCACUCACAUCACCGCCCAGACUGCAGUGUUGAUUGAGACUCUGGUGGCACUGGGGGCCCAGUGUCGCUGGACAGCCUGUAACAUCUACUCCACACAGAAUGAGGUGGCAGCUGCCCUCUCAGAGAUCGGUGUGGCUGUUUUCGCCUGGAAGGGGGAAUCGGAGGAUGACUUCUGGUGGUGUAUCAACAAGUGCAUCAACAUGGAGGGGUGGCAGCCUAACAUGAUCCUUGAUGACGGAGGGGACUUGACUCACUGGGUGUAUAAGAAAUACCCCAACAGCUUCAAGAAGAUCAGGGGCAUUGUGGAGGAGAGUGUGACUGGGGUCCACAGGUUGUACCAGCUGUCCAAAGCAGGCAAGCUGUGUGUGCCAGCCAUGAAUGUAAAUGACUCUGUGACAAAGCAGAAGUUUGACAACCUCUACUGCUGCAGAGAGUCUAUCUUGGAUGGCCUGAAGAGGACCACAGACGUGAUGUUUGGAGGAAAGCAGGUGGUUGUCUGUGGUUAUGGAGAGGUUGGGAAAGGUUGCACUGCCGCACUGAAAGCCAUGGGAUCCAUUGUCUACGUCACAGAGAUUGAUCCCAUUUGCUCCCUGCAGGCCUGCAUGGAUGGCUUCAGGGUGGUCAAGCUUAAUGAGGUCAUCCGUCAGGUGGACAUCAUCAUCACAUGCACUGGGAAUAAGAACGUGGUGACCAGGGACCAGCUGGACCGUAUGAAGAACGGCUCCAUCGUGUGCAACAUGGGACACUCCAACACUGAGAUUGACGUGGCGAGCCUGCGGACCCCAGAGUUGACCUGGGAGAGAGUGCGCUCUCAGGUGGACCAUGUCAUCUGGCCUGAUGGCAAGAGAGUCAUCCUGCUGGCCGAGGGUCGUCUUCUGAACCUCAGCUGCUCCACAGUUCCUACCUUCGUCCUGUCAAUCACAGCCACGACCCAGGCUCUGGCUCUUAUUGAGCUGUACAAUGCUCCAGAGGGCCGCUACAAACAGGAUGUCUACUUGCUUCCCAAGAAGAUGGAUGAGUAUGUUGCAAGCCUGCACCUGCCCACCUUUGAUGCCCACCUAACGGAGCUCUCAGAUGAGCAGGCCAAGUACCUGGGCCUCAACAAGAAUGGCCCAUUCAAACCCAACUACUACAGGUAUUAGCUUGCAUGAACGGACCACAACUCUGCACUCCUUGACUUGGACAAGGCCUGGAUGACCAGAAGAUAAUGAAAUAUAUAUUUCGUUUUUUUAGAGACACUUCACUUAAAAAAUAAAAAGUUUCAAAUUAAGCUCCUAUUCCUUCAUUUUCUACAGUAGGUGUUACCCUGUUUCACUUGCUGUUUUGUGUGUUUAGUUUCACCAUUAGUUCUGUAAAUACACACUCUAAGAAACCAACAUACAGGACCCCACUGGUCAUCAAUGACCAAUUGAAAGUACAACACCUAAACUCUGCUGUGUGCUUGAGAUAUAUAUACACAUCUGAUUUCAUUCCCACUCUCCAGUAGAAUAGACAUUUUUCUGAUGUUUUAUUUGUAGUUUUAUAGAUCUUUAUUAUUGUGCCAAUUGAUUGUGUAGGGAAGGGGAUUGUUGUAAUUGAGAUUUAUAUUUUCUGUCUGCAUUGAUGUCGCUCUUCUCAAAUAAUUACAUUCCAGCCAAGGGAACAGGGAGAAAUGGCCUCCACACUAGAAAGACUCAACCUCAAUGUUCCAUUUAAAGACAUUGUCACGUUUCCUGCUGGACCAUGUGUAUACCCAUAUAGAUGUUACCUACCAGCUUGUCAUUUUACUGAUCUCUAUCUCUCUUCCUCUGAAACAGAACUGAGGUUUGAUUGAAAAUAUGAGUACCUGUACUGACUGUACUGUAUUGGGGCAGCAGGUAGCCUAGUGGUUAGAGCGUUGGGCCAGUAACCGAACGGUUGAUAGAUCAAAUCCCCGAGCGGACAAGGUAAAAAUCUGUCGUUCUGCCCCUGAACAAGGCAGUUAACCCACUGUUCCUAGGCCGUCAUUGUAAAUAAGAAUUUGUUCUUAACUGGCUUAAAUAGAUUUUUUAAAUAGACUAAAGGGCAGACGAACUAUACAAAGAAAAUCAUAUACUGUAUAUGUGUGCAUGUACAGUACAGAAAUGCAAUUAUCUUCACUAACAACAUUUAGAAGUGUAAGAUACAGAAAGGUAUGUGUAACCAGAAGAGUGACGAUCCAAUCUGGCACUGGUUUUGAUUGAGUCUCACAUGGUAAUAUGGUAAUAACACUGGAAUGUUUUGCAUUGUAGGAGUCUUAUCAGAUUUAAAAGGACAAUAGUGCAUUGCUAUUUCUCCAUUCCUGGUCUAAACAAUGUGGAAUUAAGUUUAUUGAAGUGAUUUUUUUUAAAUACAGUAGUUGGCUGAUUUUAGUAUUGUUAUUACUAGUAGUAACUAGUAUCCCUGUUUGUGUGACGUGAAUCUGUUUUUCACUUAACGUUCCUGAUCACCAUGUUGUCCUUCUGUCUGUUCUCUGCAUCCAUACUUGCCUGUUUCAUGUCACCAUCACAUUGAAGGUCUACUCCAUAAGGAGAGUUGUUAUUCAGUUGAGUAAUGUUGUUUUCUAGUUCCACCUGCCGAUGAAUAUUACAGAGGGUAAAUAAUCUGUAUGUAUUACCGGUGCAUUUAAAAUGACAUGCACUGUCACUCUGGUUUGGUAACAUGGGACACUGAGUCGUUUGAAUACAGACCACAUCUGUGUGUACAA
Molecule: messenger RNA, 3555 nt
Organism: Salvelinus fontinalis (brook trout)
Lineage: Eukaryota; Metazoa; Chordata; Actinopteri; Salmoniformes; Salmonidae
Product: S-adenosylhomocysteine hydrolase-like protein 1
Exons: 17
Coding region: 332-1993 (553 amino acids)
Biological process (GO): L-methionine cycle
Cellular component (GO): cytosol
Source: RefSeq, a predicted model, not a curated record